Hyposmocoma kahamanoa is the source of this 1971-nucleotide messenger RNA. It is a transcript of the gene Pex16, whose product is annotated as peroxisomal membrane protein PEX16. The coding region runs from base 199 to 1185 and encodes 328 amino acids. NCBI's taxonomy places the organism in Eukaryota, Metazoa, Arthropoda, Insecta, Lepidoptera, Cosmopterigidae. Gene Ontology annotation, cellular component: peroxisomal membrane. Gene Ontology annotation, biological process: peroxisome organization. The transcript has a single exon. The record is from RefSeq and is a predicted model, not a curated record.
GAUGGGCGCAUGUGUUUCGCGCACAGAUAAUCUAGGGAUAUUUUCUUUGAGAAAUAACUAGUUUUUUUGGGUAUAUUUAGUGUUAUUUUACUAUUUCAAAACCAUAGAAAUGCAACAAUAACGUGAUUCUCAGAACUCUAUACUUCUACAAGAAUAGACACUGACAAGAUUGUGCCUUUGGAAUCUGUGUGAUCGAAAAUGAAUAAGAAAUUAUCUGUGAGUGAGUUGCUUGCCGCGUACAAGCGCUGGGUGAUUAGCAAUCCGAACUUAGUAACCGAUAUUGAAGUUGUAGCGACGUGUUCUUCUUACUUCGUAGCCGGGAAGAUCAACAAGUCUCCUAUCGUUUCCGAGCUGGUUUAUUCCGUAUCAAAGCUCUUGUCGAUGUUCAAUGACCGUCUGAUUCGAGAAGCUUACGACAAUGAAAUACCGUACUACGGGCUCCGUGAGCAAAUAAAGCUGUGCCUGACCAUCAUUCACUACAGUGAAGUGUUUGUGGAGCUGGUUGUAAAGCGGCAAUGGGGCAGUCGUGGAAAAUGGACCAUCGCUACACUAUUGCAGCUUUUUAAGUGCUCUUCAGCACUAAUCUUGCUGUACAGAUAUAAAGAGGUACCCAUAGCGCAUCCACCAAUAGCAGCAUUGCAAAGGAGGAAAUUUACAGAGGGUAAAGAUACUGACGAUAAUUCGAAUGCCUUUUUUACUCUACGAAGGUCGGGACGUGUAAUGCGUCGGGUAGAUGGCGCGCCACCAGUCGCUUUGCGGGACUGGCAGCCUGUAAGAGUCAAGGAUGAAUUUUCACCUCAUGUCGUAGUUAAAGACCUUCUGUAUGCUGAGACAAUUCAUAUACUGAAACCUCUUGCACACUUGGUGGCAAUGAGAGUGUUUGGUACAAAGGCUUGGAAGCAAUGGCUUGUUGCAUUAGGUCUUGAUGUGGCCAGCUUAAAACUGUUCAACCGCCAUAUGAAGAAACUGUCAUAUGAACAAAGGCUGGAGAUCAGUCGGAGGAAACUCGGCCUUGUAUUGUACUUGUUGAGGAGUCCAAUGUAUAAUGGUUAUUCUAAAAAUGUUAUUGAAAGCACAUUAAAUUCAACAGUAAAGAAAUUACCCAUGAUGUCAUUCCUAUGCAACCCGAUUAUUCACUAUUUAAGUCAUUUUCAGGACAUCUACUUUUAUAUGUGGGCAUCAUAAAUUUUGCAAGUUUCUAGUCUAGUGCAGGCUAACGCUUAUGCGUUAAGGAAUUUUUUUGUUUCUUUUAAUGAAUUAUAUUGGUGUCUGGUAUAAUAUUAAGUAAAUGUUUUUAUUAUUUUUAUGAAAAUUUUUUUUAAACAUUUUAUUUAAAUCUGUAAAUUGAUUUUCCAUUUAUAAGAAGUUAACUGUAGAAUGCUCAGAUUAAUUGAUAAAACAAUAUUAAUAGUUAACAUUUGUACUCCUAUUAUUCUCAACAUUCCAAUAUUCUAUAGUAGAAAACAUACUCAUAAGCAAUAUGUAUACUAAGCCAAACUCCGCAAUUGCGAACUAUGUAUUUCUAUGGAUUUGUAUAAUUGUCACAAUUUUUCCAGAUAGUGUGUACUUUCUUUAGUCCAAUUAAUGUUACAAGUAUAUUCGUGGUGUGAUCCAACAAUCACCCUAACGGCAGCUAAGAGUCUCUGAAGGUGAAUCAUGCAUUUUCAUUGCCACAAUACUACUUUAUAUAUAGUCUUUCAAACAGCAAGUCUAUGUCACUGAUGCCCUUCACGUGCUACAUGCAAUGUUAACUUUCACAUAUACUUGUGGGACGAUGUAGCAAAGCUGUUGCGAAUUUUUCAACACAAUUAUGUAAUGCCAAUAUUAUUACUUACUAUAUUUAAGAAAAGUGAUUCAUUAAAUUUACAUGUAGCGAGGUUUUAUGGGAUUAUUGUAUUUUUAAAACAUGAUUUACAGUAUUUGGUAUUGAUAAAAAACAUUCAAAUAACAACAUUGUACCAUAUUAAUUAU